UCACAAAACCGCGUGUGAAGUGAAGUUUGGAUGGAUGCUCUAAAAAGCCGUUAUUAAGUUACCUUCCGUGCUUUUCCCGAUUUUCUUUCCCAUCCCGAUGGCGAUGGGGGUACUCAGUCGGUGGAGCGUCGUUGUCCGAGGCAAGCCGCGAGGAGGCUGACGACCUCCCGAGGCCGCCACAGAGUGAGCUGCUCAUGAUGGAUGUCCCCCCUGCUGCGAUCGGUCGCUUCCUCGCUCCGACCUGCCCGCCUUCGUUCUCGCUCCCUGCACGGUUCUUUGAUCGGAUCGAAGAUUUCAUCUAUCCUCAGGUGUCACGCUUCAGGCGCCUGCAAUUUUCGGGGUUCUUGCAACCCUAACAGGAUGGCUUCGACGGAUGGGAAGGAUCGUUAUUUUUAUCGUCGAGGAAAUGAUUGGUUCUCUAAAACAAGGAUCCCAAGUGAUAUUGUUAUUGAAGUAGAGGGGCAACUAUUUCAUCUGCAUAAGUUCCCACUCAUGUCAAAAUGUGGGAAAAUUGCACGUGUUUUAGAAGGACUGCAAACUGCCAAAGAAAGCACACAUCAUAUGUUAUCAGGUUGUCCUGGAGGAGCUGUUACAUUUCUGAUAGUAGCCAAAUUCUGCUACGGAAUCAAGGUGGAAUUGUCGCCAAAGAACAUCAUAAUUAUAUAUUGUAUAGCUGAAUACCUUGAGAUGACAGAGGAACUUGAUGAAAAGAAUCUACUUCCAGAAGCAGAAAGUUUCUUUCAUAAGUCCAUUCUUCACAGCUGGAAAGACUGUAUUGUGGCUCUACAAAGCUUUGAUCCUUCUCUUUACCAUGGCGAGUCUGGACAUAUUGUUGGUAAAUGUACUAAUGCUCUCUCAACGAUGAUAUGUACUGAUCUUAGUUUGUUUGGGUGGCCAAUGAUGCUAUAUGGAAGCUUGCAAAGUCCUGGUGGUAGUAUCCUAUGGAAUGGGAUACGUACAGGUGCCAGAAUUAGAAGCUCACAAUCUGACUGGUGGUGCGAAGAUAUCUCAAUGCUAGGUAUUUGGAUCUUCAAAAGACUGAUUAAAACAAUGCAGGAGCGACAUGUAAGAACCAUAAUUGUCACUGGUGCUCUGAUGCAUUAUGCUAAAAAACAAUUACCAGGCCUUGCUCGGUGGGAAAAGAAACAUGGUGGUAGAUAUCUUACGAGUCUUAAUUCAUCAGCAGAUGUAAUAAAUCACAAAGUGUUAAUUGAAAGCAUUGUUGACUUGCUUCCGCAAAAGAAGGGAAAGUCCUACUGUCGUUUUCUUUUAGGACUCCUAAGGUUUGCUGUAAUACUAAAAGUUAACCAGUCAUGCAAAGAAACUCUCCAGAGAAAUAUUGGCAUGCAACUUGAUUUGGUGACUCUUGAUUGCCUUUUAAUUCCAAACUUCUUAGAUUCUGACAAUCUGUAUGACACUGACUGUGUUGAACAGAUUAUUCAUUAUUUCUUGGAUUCACAAGAGUCUAGUAUGGGAACAUUUUCACCUCCCUCAUCUGAUUCUACUUUUACUAGAUCGACUUCUUCCUUGAACAGAGUCACACAGCUGAUUGACAGUUACAUUACUGAGGUUGCUCCUGAUAUCAAUCUAAGGCCUGAAAAGAUGCUUGCUCUUCUUCGAGCUCUUCCAAAAUCUUUGCGAAGUCAGUAUGAUGGAUUGUAUAGAGCGUUGGAUGUGUAUUUGAAGGGACACCCUUCGCUGGUAGAGAAGGAUAAGAUGCUACUUUGCAGCACUAUAGAUUUUCGAAAACUCUCUACUGCUACAUGUGUACAUGCAUCACAGAAUGAACGAUUGCCACAUAGAAUCAUUUUACAGGUUCUAUUUUUUGAGCAGCUGCAGAUGCAAAUGGCUCUUUCUCAAUACCUUGAUGCUAUGGACACAGACAGCGUUGCCGCUGCAAAUAGCAUGGCCGGAAAUUUCCUGCGGAGAGAUGGGUGGGUUUCACUUGUUCGUGAAAAUAGAGUCCUCAAGGUUGACUUGGAAGCACUUGUGUCCAGGGUUGGAAGUUUGGAGCAGGAUCUAGCUAUAAUAAAACAACAAAUUAGACAGAUGGCAUAGUGCUUUGUCAACACUUGUUUUAUGUCCAUAAGACUUAACUUUAUGUGCCUGAAAGCAUGGUGGCUGUUAUUAUACGAAACAAAUACCUAUCUCCACACAGAUUGUAAAUCUGGACAACACCUAUAAAUUUGGUAAGGUAACGUGGAUAAUUGUAAAUC
This is a messenger RNA of Zingiber officinale, 2216 nucleotides long. RefSeq names its product BTB/POZ domain-containing protein At3g44820-like. Lineage: Eukaryota; Viridiplantae; Streptophyta; Magnoliopsida; Zingiberales; Zingiberaceae. Gene Ontology annotation, molecular function: protein binding. The record is from RefSeq and is a predicted model, not a curated record. The transcript has 5 exons. Bases 202 to 2058 code for a protein of 618 amino acids.